This is a messenger RNA of Phacochoerus africanus (Common warthog), 3549 nucleotides long. RefSeq names its product C-C motif chemokine receptor 2 (gene CCR2). Gene Ontology annotation, molecular function: C-C chemokine receptor activity. Lineage: Eukaryota; Metazoa; Chordata; Mammalia; Artiodactyla; Suidae. The transcript has 2 exons. Gene Ontology annotation, biological process: immune response; positive regulation of monocyte chemotaxis; G protein-coupled receptor signaling pathway. Gene Ontology annotation, cellular component: cytoplasm; membrane. The record is from RefSeq and is a predicted model, not a curated record. The coding region runs from base 338 to 1459 and encodes 373 amino acids.
ACACAAAGAAGCCCAGAGUCGUUAUACCCAGGAGCAGAUACAGGGUGUGUCUGAUUCAACCUCAAAGUUGCAUAAGCAAGAUUUCAAAAUGAAUUCUACUCUGGAGACCUAAGCCCAGUGUACAAUGUUCCUGGCUGGAAAAGAAGAACUACAUCACUCUUUGUUUUCAAAUCUUUACCAUCACUCGCCCUUGUAUCUCCGCCUUCUCACUCUGCAGGAAACUUUAUUUCCUACUUCUGCACACCAAGUUUCUACCUCCAGUUCUGUUUGGUUCAGUUGCUGAGAAGCCUGACACAUCAGUGCCACUUGGAAGAAGCAACAGACCGGGCAGAGGAAGAUGGAUGGCAACGACACGCUUUCCCGGUUCAGCCACAACGUGCUGCCCACAUCUCACUCUCUGCUUACAAUGAAUAUCAAGGGGAACGAUGAAGAACCCACCACCAGUUAUGACUAUGACUACAGUGAGCCCUGCCAAAAAACCAACGUGGGGCAAAUCGAAGCCCAGCUCCUGCCCCCACUCUACUCGUUGGUGUUCAUCUUUGGGUUUGUGGGCAACUUGCUGGUUGUCCUCAUCCUGAUCAACUGCAAAAAGCUGAAGAGCAUGACUGACAUCUACCUGCUCAACCUGGCCAUCUCGGACCUGCUGUUUCUCUUCACCAUCCCAUUCUGGGCUCACUAUGCUGCAGACCAGUGGGUCUUUGGGAACAUAAUGUGUAAAUUUUUCACAGGGCUGUAUCACAUUGGUUAUUUUGGCGGAAUCUUCUUCAUCAUCCUCCUGACAAUUGACAGGUACCUGGCUAUCGUCCACGCUGUGUUUGCUUUAAAAGCCAGGACAGUCACCUUCGGGGUGGUGACGAGCGGGGUCACCUGGGUGGUAGCUAUCUUUGCCUCCCUCCCAGGCAUCAUCUUUAUCAGAUCCCAAGAGGAACAUUCUGGUUAUGCCUGUGCCCCUUAUUUUCCACUAGCAUGGAAGAAUUUCCAUACAAUAAUGAGGAGUAUCUUGGGACUGGUCCUGCCACUGCUCGUCAUGGUCGUCUGCUACUCGGGAAUCCUCAAAACCCUGCUUCGGUGCCGCAAUGAGAAGAAGAAGCACAAGGCUGUGAGGCUCAUCUUUGUGAUCAUGAUUGUCUACUUUCUCUUCUGGGCUCCCUACAACAUCGUCCUUCUCCUGAGCACCUUCCAGGUAUUCUUUGGCCUGAGUAACUGUAAGAACAGCAGUCAGCUGGACCAAGCCAUGCAGGUGACCGAGACGCUGGGGCUGACGCACUGCUGCAUCAACCCUAUCAUCUACGCCUUCGUCGGGGAGAAGUUCAGAAGGUACCUCUCCGUGUUUUUCCGAAAGCACAUUGCCAAACACCUCUGCAAACAAUGCCCAGUUUUCUAUGGGGAGACAGGAGAUCGAAUGAGUUCAACAUACACACCUUCCACUGGGGAGCAAGAAGUCUCAGCUGCCUUGUAGAGAAGUGGCAGUUCGCAUGCAUACACAAUCUAUGUAGAAUAAAAGGCUUCCAGGGUUUGUUGAACAGGACUCUUAAGUCUCUAAAGCAAGUGCCCGGGAACCACAGGGUUGUGUGACCAAAGAGAGACUUACGUCACUCCCUGUAGAGCCAACAUGUGCUCAGGGAAUGUUCCAGGACAACUGUAGGCAGAGACUUGGACCCUCCAAUGAGCUCAUCGCAGCUCCUGGAAAACGUCACUUCACCUUGUGCUCUGCUCUUUCCCUCCUCUUUACCACUUCUUCGCUCCCUCUCUGAUUCUACCUAUCUCUUUAAUCAAUCCCUUUCAUCAGCUGGAGGUGGGGGAGAGAAAGGACAGGCACGGGUGAAAAGAAUGAGGGUGAGGGGGGUCAGGACCGAGGAGGAGGAGGAGGAAGUGUGAGCAUGGUUGAGCAUGGAUGAGGAUGCAGGUGAGGGGUUCACUGCCCAGCCAGGCACUGGCCCUUAGCUCCGUCUCCUACCAUCUUUAACUUUGAAGGCUUCCCCAGAUCAUGGAGAGCUUGAGAACUGUCUGAACUUUCCAGGAGCUUGAGUGGGACCCCUGAUCCCCUUCUGCUAAGUGCAUGACACGUGUCUGCUUUAGGAUGGUUUGGCUGUAACAACCAUGAACGCUACAUUUGAAAUCUGUUAAAUAAGCGCUAUUGUUCACAUGCUUCUUAGGCCUCAUCCUCCUCUACAAAAAUGUAUCAAAUGUUUGUUUAUAAAAUAUGCCUAAUCCAUAAUGAGAAGAAAAACAAAAGCCCGUUUUGGUCUUUCUAGGGAAAGGGAGGGAUGGAGGUAGCAACUUUGAGAAAGGGGUGGGCACUUCUAAGUUCCUUUAUCAGAGGUGGCCGGGCGAGCUUGCGGGAGGACCCAUGAAAACCCCUAGAAGGCCUCGUGUCUCUAGCUCUGACAUGUUUCUUUCCUUCCUGCUGCCCUUGCCCAACUGUCCCCCAUAGCCUUUACCACAUAACUCUGCCUAUAGGAUUGCCCCACCCCAAAAGCCAGUUUGUGGAGGUCCAGGAGAGCAUCUGUGGGGAGAAUGUGUAACAGGAAACCCCUCUGGGGCCUGAGAGAGGGAAAACAGUCACUGGGGACACAGGGUGUGUGCUCAGAGCAAAGAAGGGGUCCACUUUGGAAAUCGUACAUCAGCCCGUGACCUCAGGGUCAAUUACCUAGAUGAGGAAGACUGUUAGAUAGGCUGGGAAAAAAAUGUUUUCCAAACUACCUUCUGGCAUCUCAUUCUGGAUAUAGGCAACAUUCAGAUACAUACGUAUACUUUUUUAAGGUAAAGUAAAAAUUAAUUUAAAGCUGAAAACUGCAACUUGCAAUUGUGGUAAAGUAUCACUUUAAGAGUUACUAUUAUGCCAAGCCUAAAACCACUGUAUUAGUCAUAGAGACAAUACUGGUGUUUGGCUUAAGAUUGUGGAGCACAUGGUAUGUUUGGGAGACUGCUGGUUCAACAUAAAUAGAUGUUAAUCAGCGAGUUGGAGGUAUAUGAUCUAUGGGUUUACUAGCUUAUGGUGACAUAGAAUCUAAAUAAUAUCUGGGGUCACAACUCAUCUCAACUGUGUUUUUAUUCUCUCUGACUUGCUACCAAAAAAUCUUUUUGGCAUCAUCAUGAAGACUAGAGAAUCAUGGAUGUAAUCCUAUUUAAAUGCUUCAAACAGGUCAAAUUGCCCCCUUUGGCCAGGGGGAACUCCUAAUUCAAGCUGACACCUAGUCAAAGGUUUUAAAGCCUAUUUGUAAAGAAGGGGAGUUGAAGAAGGUCACUUCAGUAAGCAAAGACUUUCAUCUUGACUGAGUCAGGUUAGAAUGUACAUUUAUUUGCAUUCCAAUCUGAUGCAAGCGUGAAACACAGGGCUCCUGGAACCCAGCAGCUGGGGAGUUGGACAUCACUAUAGUUUUCCUUUCUUGUCUUAUGGCUAGAGAAGGUUUCAGAAAGCAGUGUGAUCCCUGGGGUGGGGCAUUUCACCUUCAGAUACUUGUAUUAUCCUAAUGAAUACAUUACAUUCUGUUUUGAUGAUGAUGAAAUGUAAAUACUGUUUAAAAAGACUAUGACUUGGAAAAUGAA